Messenger RNA from Struthio camelus australis, 937 nucleotides. RefSeq names its product potassium channel regulator (gene KCNRG). Gene Ontology annotation, biological process: protein homooligomerization; negative regulation of delayed rectifier potassium channel activity. Gene Ontology annotation, molecular function: protein binding. The record is from RefSeq and is a predicted model, not a curated record. Lineage: Eukaryota; Metazoa; Chordata; Aves; Struthioniformes; Struthionidae. Gene Ontology annotation, cellular component: endoplasmic reticulum.
ACCGGUUGAGAUAACAAUGAGUAAUCGAGAGGUGGUUGUUCUCAGUGUGGGAGGGAUGAGAUUUGUAACCCGGGCUUCUACCUUGCAGCAGUUCCCUGAGUCCAGGUUAGCACGGAUGUUGAACGAUGAAGACCGUGAAUUUAAACAGGUGAAUGGGGAGUUUUUUGUGGACAGAGAUGGAAAUUUGUUUAGUUACAUCAUGGACUUCUUGAGGACUCUUCAGGUCUCUUUACCCACUGAUUUUUCAGACUAUCAGAGGCUACAGAGAGAAGCAGAAUUCUAUGAGCUCUACUCUCUGGCUGACCUCCUGAGCCAGGAACACUUGCUGAAGCCGAAGCUGGAGAUCUUGGAAGUGCGUUUUUUUCUCCAGGAAGGGCAAGCCUUUUUCCGGAUCUUUGGUUCCUGCAGUAGCACUGUGGAGGCUCUUGCUGAACAGAUUACUGUGUUUACAGGGCAGCAGUCAGGACAGAGCUGGAAUAGCCCUUUUUCUUCUCAGAAGCCACUCAUUCCACUUCCUUUGGAAAGACCUUCUCAUCACGAUGUGGUUUUUCAGUGUGGUACUGACUACUCUGCUGGUGACCAGUUUGUGGCCAGGUAUGUUUCCAUAAAGCCUGAUAAUAGAAAGCUGAUUAAUGGUACUAAUGUGCUAGGCCUGCUGGUUGACAGUUUACUAAAAGAUGGAUUUCGCCUCAUAAGCACCAGGACAGUCUCCAGUGAAGAAAAAGUUGAAUGCUACAGUUUUGAAAGGAUGAGGAGGCCGGCAGGCCUUACCAUCACUGUGAACCAAAGCCCAAGGAGCUCUGGGAUAGCACAGGCAAAGAGGAGUCAAAUGCAGAAAGGGAAAUAAAGCUUCUUCCUUUAACCUUGUAACCUUUUGAAGGGGAAGAGGGGUAUGUCAACACUACUAACUUUUUUGUUUGUUUGUUUGAAACUGCGA